Ylistrum balloti is the source of this 1395-nucleotide messenger RNA. RefSeq lists its product as uncharacterized. Lineage: Eukaryota; Metazoa; Mollusca; Bivalvia; Pectinida; Pectinidae. The transcript is spliced from 4 exons. The coding region runs from base 1 to 1395 and encodes 464 amino acids. The record is from RefSeq and is a predicted model, not a curated record.
AUGGCUCUACCACCUGGCGGACUACAGGAAAUAUGUUUCUCAUUUGAUACCACUGGGUCAAUGUACAGCUGCUUGGAUGAGGUCCGUGGUCGUAUCCAGGACAUGAUCCAACGUCUCCAGGCCGACAUCCCCGGCAUCAGGAUAGCCGUCUUCGCUCAUGGCGACUAUUGUGACAAAAACAACUACAUCACGAAACACAUCGACUUCUCUACCGACGUGUCGACUUUGUGUAAGUGGGUUAAUGACGUAGGAAGAACGGGUGGCGGCGACGCAGACGAGUGCUAUGAACUCGUUCUGCACGAGGUCAAAAGUUUGAGCUGGACGCCAGGAUCACAGAGAGCGUUAGUGAUGAUGGGGGACAAUAACCCACAUAAACCAAGUUAUCCACAGAACACAAUGAAAUUGAACUGGAGGACGGAAGCAGAAGAUCUAUCGAAAAUGGGUGUCCGAAUUUAUUCCGUGCAGUGUCAGAAUUACACAGGAGCAGACCACUUCUAUCAGACCAUAGCAAAGGUGACCGGAGGUCACUACCUAAAACUUGCCCAGUUCACCAAUAUCUUCGAUUUUAUCAUGUCGAUCUGCUACAGAGAAAAAGGCUCUGAAUUUUUACAGGAUUACGAAAAGGAAGUGAGGGCAAGAGAAGCUAUCACGGGAAUUAACAAAGAUUUGGACUCGUUAUUUGGAGUUCUUCGGCGGACUGACAGUAGCCAUGACGUCACAGAGACGGAUACAACUGUAACAAAACCUCCACCUCCCAUCAAAAUGCCUUCCCUCAAAAAAGUCUCGUCUGUAACAAGUAUGAAGAAAAAGUUAGGAAAACCAUCGUUGGGAUCAAAGCCUACCCGAACAGGAAAGCCUCGCACAGUAGGCAAGAAAACAGUUUCACCAAAACUGAGAAGGGAAAAUGUGUCUGAAUCCAACUUUUCUCUGUCGGGCCGAAAAUGGAGCGCGUGGCAAACCUGUCUGUCAUGUGAUAAAUCUGAUAGUGAACUUUGGGAUAAAAGAAAUGGCACUCAUCUUGGUUACAGAAGGAAAGAAAUAUUUGAUGGGAAACUGACAAGGCCUUCCAUUUACGAGUUUUCUGUUCAAACAGCUCCUGGCCACAAAAGACAUAUAAUGUAUUCCAAAAUUUGUCAUGGACUAACUUCUCCACAUAAAUGGGAACAUCGUCUUCUCGGACAGAAAGAUAUUAGAAGUCAGAUUGAGGAAAUUCUCUCGAAAGGCUGCUGCGUUGCUGUAAGGAGACUGAAACUUGUCAACCGAAAACCAACCAAAGCCAACACAUUGAACUCCUUACGUCGUUACGACUACGCCUGGCGACGCCACGGCAGUCUGAGAACAGGUCAUAGACCUGUAGUUAAAGGAACGGUCCAGAUCUCUAAUGACGCAUUCUGA